AUGAUCCCCAGCAAGACUGCCCUGACCUCAGAUAUCCACUGCAAGUUUGGAGUUUCCCAGGCCACCUACACUUCUGACCAACUGGCUGCAAAUUCAGGGGUUCCUAUGACCCACUCGGGAUGCGGAUGCCGGGGGGACUUCCUGUGCCGGCCCCCGCCGCCCCCGCCCCCGGCCCGGCCGCUGCCCGCACGGACGCACGGCCGGCGGGUCGCACGCUCGGGCGGGCGGGCGAGCGAACGGGGACCCCGGCCCGGCCGCGGCGCCCGCCGCCCGCGGGGCCCGGCCCAGGCUGCCCGCCCGCGGCCUCCCGGCACCUGUGGCCGCCGGCGGACCCCGGCCGGGCCCGCGCUGCCCCGGGCUAAAAGACACCGGUGGCACCCGGCCCCGCCGACCUCGGGCCGGGCCGUCCACCGGGGCCGCCCUCGGGGCCGCCCCGCAGCCCUCGGCGCCCGCGAUGGUCCCGCACGGCCGGCCCUGAGCCCCGCGCUGGUUGGGGGCUCGGCCUCCUCCAGCCCCCACCCCAGGAAGCCGACACCAACUUCUGCUUUUGAACUCCGCUCUGCCCCCUUCUCUUGGCCCAGCGCGACCUCGGCAACCCAGACCGCAGCAGACCCUCCUGAGUGCCCAGAAAGGCCCCCGGGUGGCCUGGCGCCUCCCCGGCUCUUUCUGGAUGGAGGCUCCUCAGGAAGGUGCUGGCUGAACGCUUUGGCCUUCACCUUCCAGCCCCUGCUGACCACACCUCCCCUAGUGCAGAGGCUGCGUGAGGAGCAGGAAAUGCUGUACCAGCACAGCUGGCUCCCUGGGAUCUCUGUCUGACUGCCAGGAUGGAGGUAGGGCCGGCAACCAAGACCUUCGUGCUGGAGCUUCGGUGUCUUGAAGAUGGGGGCUCAGGGCCUGACACCCUCU
Physeter macrocephalus (sperm whale) is the source of this 906-nucleotide messenger RNA. RefSeq names its product basic proline-rich protein-like. Lineage: Eukaryota; Metazoa; Chordata; Mammalia; Artiodactyla; Physeteridae. The record is from RefSeq and is a predicted model, not a curated record. The coding region runs from base 1 to 816 and encodes 271 amino acids. The transcript is spliced from 3 exons.